GGCCCUUUCCGUUUUGCUCUUUCCCCAAUUCAUUGUCUCUUACUCGCGGUCGCAGAUUCAUUCUCGGUCGCCUCGGAAACCCUAGUUCCGUUCCGCCACGAUCGAUCGGCUUCGAUCUCGCGCUUCUCGGAUGGGUGGCGGCAGGGUCUGCAGGGGUGGCCCCUCAGCCCGGACUUCCUUGUCCGCUUCGUCCUCGCCGGCGGUCCCCGCGGCCCCUCCGACUGAGACGGCUUCGACGUCCGUCACUGACACCUUGAACGGGUCGCACCACUUCAAGAUCGCCGGAUUCUCGUUGCUUAAGGGGAUCGGAAUCGGCAAAUACACGACGUCGGACACGUUCUCCGUGGGGGGUUACGACUGGGCUGUCUACUUCUACCCCGACGGGAAGAGCACGGAGGAUGCUGCGGCGUAUGUGUCUCUGUUCAUUGCUCUGGCCAGCGAGGGGGCCGAUGUCAGGGCGCUGUUCGAGCUGACGCUUUUGGAUCAGAGCGGGAGAGAGCGGCACAAAGUCCACAGCCACUUCGGAAGGAGGCUUGAGAGCGGACCCUACACCCUCAAGUACCGAGGCAGCAUGUGGGGCUAUAAACGUUUUUUCAAAAGAACUGCUUUAGAGGCAUCAGAUUACCUUAAAGAUGACUGUCUCUUAGUUAACUGUACUGUUGGCGUCGUUAGAUCACAUACUGAGGCACCCAAGAUCUACACCAUAGCAGUACCACCUUCAAAUAUAGCCCAGCAUUUUGGCCAGUUUCUACAAAGUGGAGAGGGCACUGAUGUGUGUUUUGAGGUAGAUGGUGAGAUGUUCAAUGCUCACAAAUUGGUACUUGCAGCUCGGUCACCUGUGUUCAGGGCCCAGCUUUUUGGUCCAAUGAAAGACAGGAACUUGCAUUGCUUAAAGGUCGAAGAUAUUGAAGCUCCUGUUUUUAAGGCUCUACUCCAUUACAUUUAUUGGGACUGUUUACCUGAUAUGGAAGACCUUGCCGGUCUAAAUACAAAAUGUGCUUCCACUCUAAUGGCUCAACAUAUGCUUGCUGCUGCUGAUCGCUAUGCAUUGGAUAGGCUUAAACUACUAUGUGAAGCAAAGCUGUGUGAAGAUGUUGCCAUAAAUACUGUGGCCACUACUCUAGCACUUGCUGAGCAACACCACUGUUUUCAGCUUAAAUCAGUUUGUCUCAAGUUUGUUGCAUUACCUGAGAACUUGCGAGCUGUGAUGCAAACUGAGGGAUUUGAAUACUUGAAGCUCAGUUGCCCAACUAUUCUAUCUGAGCUUCUGGAAUACGUCGUCAGGAUUGGAGAAAACUCUGUAGUCUACACAAAAGACGCCCUCGAUGGCAGCGAUGCAAAUGGAAGGCGUGUGAAACCGCGAAUAUAAUGUCGUGGCAUGUAUGGAUCAGUACUGUCAAAAGCCUCACUAUUUGUAAAGAUCGUAAUUUUUUGUUCUCCUAAAUAUCCUGGUUAAAUCACUCAUGGCCCCUGUACUACUACUUUAUUAACCCCCACCUUGGGAGAGCCAAACUGAACUUGUCAAAAGCCCAGUUUGGUUUCUAAGUGUAACCUAAGUAAACCGUCGUCGCUAUUGAAAUUGCUAGUCUGGUUCUAAUCAA
Messenger RNA from Zingiber officinale, 1601 nucleotides. RefSeq names its product BTB/POZ and MATH domain-containing protein 1-like. Gene Ontology annotation, molecular function: protein binding. The record is from RefSeq and is a predicted model, not a curated record. Lineage: Eukaryota; Viridiplantae; Streptophyta; Magnoliopsida; Zingiberales; Zingiberaceae. The coding region runs from base 131 to 1369 and encodes 412 amino acids. Gene Ontology annotation, biological process: protein ubiquitination. The transcript is spliced from 4 exons.